AUAUAGUAUGAUGCGAUUUGUUGUAAGAUUCCAUGUUGGUUUUCUGUUCUUUUACUUUCCCCCCAUAUCAAUUUCAGCUUUUUGCCAUAGAGACAUCAAGUUCAUCUAAUUACAGUGAAACCCACUUCAAGAAAUACAAGAUAUAAAUACAAGAGGGCAGCUUUGGACAUGUAUUCAAAUGCGUCCACACGGAAACUGAACAGAUUGUUGCCAUUAAAGAAAAGUGUUGGGCUUUGGACAAUGAGGUAGGACUCUAGUUGAUUUUGAUUUUUACAGAUUUUGCCAGAGAAGAUAUUUAGUCUUAGUAAAACUCUGGUAACAGCAUUCUUAAUGAAAUGCAGUUAUUUAAUUGCUUCAAUAUCAAUGUAUCAUUUACAUUUUUGUAUGAGUUGGACUAACAAUGCCAAACUUGUUUUGUAUCUCCAGGCAUGUAUCCUAAAAAAAUUGAUGGAAAAAAAGCUUGACAAAUGUAAUAUUGUCAAGUUCUAUGAUGGAUUGUUGGGGAACCAAUGUCUUGUCUUUGAGAACUUAGAUAUCACCCUGGGGGGGUUCCUCUCAGAAAUAAAGACUGCCAUGCGUCUCCAAGAUGUCAGAACAAUCAUCCAACAGAUGGCCGUAGCAUUUGAUGCCCUGAAGAGCAUCGGAGUGAUCCACACUGAUGUUCGCACCAAUAACAUCAUGCUGGUGGAUCGUGUCAGACCAUUCCGGGUGAAGCUGAUUGGUUUUGACAUGGCUAUUCCCAGCCACAAAGCCGAGAAGAGCAGGGUUGAUCAUGGCAGUUUCUACAGAGCUCCAGAAAUUAUGUUGGGAUUACCAUUUUCUGAGGCCAUUAACAUGUGGUCGCUGGGCUGUGUGAUGGCAGAAACACCCAGCAAGAACCAGGAAGCUGAACCUGAAAGCAACGAGGUAGCCGAACCCAACUUGAACCAGGAAGCUGAACCUGGAACCAAUGAGGUAGACGAACCCAGCAUGGAGGGAGAUGAAAAUGGAUUCUGGGGUAAUGUACGCCGCACAGUGCCAACAGGUGUCAUCAUGGUUCAGCCUCUACCUCCUGCAUUCAGUCUUCCACUGGUGGAGCUGGUAUCCUGUUUGCGAGAGGCACAGGCUGAACCUGGAACCAACGAGGCAGAGGAGGGAUACUAGAGUGCUAUAUGCCGCAUAGCGCCAUCAGGCGUCCUUAUGGUUCAGCCAUGUUGUGCUCGUGCUCCUGUUCUUACUCCAGCUCUGGCUCCAGCUAUGGGUCCUG
Thunnus maccoyii (southern bluefin tuna) is the source of this 1246-nucleotide messenger RNA. Its product is annotated as homeodomain-interacting protein kinase 1-like. The record is from RefSeq and is a predicted model, not a curated record. Gene Ontology annotation, cellular component: cytoplasm; PML body; nucleus. The transcript is spliced from 3 exons. Bases 331 to 1143 code for a protein of 270 amino acids. Gene Ontology annotation, molecular function: SMAD binding; transcription corepressor activity; transcription coactivator activity. Lineage: Eukaryota; Metazoa; Chordata; Actinopteri; Scombriformes; Scombridae. Gene Ontology annotation, biological process: peptidyl-threonine phosphorylation; intrinsic apoptotic signaling pathway in response to DNA damage by p53 class mediator; peptidyl-serine phosphorylation.